Oryzias latipes (Japanese medaka) is the source of this 1131-nucleotide messenger RNA. It is a transcript of the gene cmss1, whose product is annotated as cms1 ribosomal small subunit homolog. The record is from RefSeq and is a predicted model, not a curated record. Gene Ontology annotation, cellular component: 90S preribosome; nucleus. NCBI's taxonomy places the organism in Eukaryota, Metazoa, Chordata, Actinopteri, Beloniformes, Adrianichthyidae.
AUUCACACCGAGCAGGCUUGAACGCACCCUUAGCACGCCUCGUUAGCGGUAUAUUUGGAUUAAGCAGUAGGUUAUUUAGGAUGGGAGACGAUUUAGGCGAUGAGUGGUGGGAGCACGACGACAAUGCAGAUGCUUCAGAGGCAGCAGAAGAGGAAGAGGAGAAGCCUGUGGAGCAAACACAGAUGAAAGCAGAGAAGAGGAAGAGGCAACCAGACAAAGCAGCCAAAGUGAAGAAGAAAAGCACCGAGCAGAAACAUCCAGUGGUUCCUCAAACUAAAGAGACGGAUGAACUGCAGCCCAAAAAGAAGAGGAAGAGGAAGAAGAAAACGAUCACGGACGUUCUUGCGACCUCAGACCCAAAGCCCGGCAGUCCGGCGGACCUGCAGGAUCUGGUCACGCUGUACUUCUCCGACAAACGCUCCGUCAUCGAGCUGGAGGAGCUGAAACUGGCCGACUCCAGUUUCCUGUCAAGUAAUGAUUUGACCCACACUCUCUCAUCUUACCUGAAACAAGUUUGUCCCAAGUGGGCAAAAAUCCAAAAGCAGCACUCGGAGACCGGUUCUGUUGUUAUUCUCAUCGUUUGCAGCUCUGCGCUUCGAGCCAUCGAGCUACUCAAGCAGGUGACGGCGUUCAAGGGGGAGGCCAAAGCUGUGAAACUGUUCGCUAAGCACAUCAAGAUCGAUGAGCAGGUGAAGCUGCUGCGGAAAGGCGUGGCUCACAUCGGCGUUGGCACUCCCGGCCGGAUCAGCGCUCUCAUCGAGAAGGAGGGCCUCAACCUGCAGGCUUUGAGGUACGUCGUUCUGGACUGGAACUGGAGGGACCAGAAGCUCAGGAGGAUGGUGGACAUUCCAGAGAUCAAAUUGGACCUCAUGAAGCUCCUGGAGAAUGGAAUCUUUUCUGCCUGCAAAGAAGAAAAAGUCAAAAUGGGACUGUUUUAGCCUGCAUGGUGUUGUGGACUCCAGUCCUCAUGAGAUGUUGGUGUUUUGAGGUGACACCGGCGUUCCGGGAAUCACUCAGAAAGGCCCCCUUGUUUUCCUUUUGGGAAUCGUCAGACCCCGGGAAGUGGGCCAUUGGAACUCCAGAGUGGUAUCGGGGAGCGAUGACUUGAAUAAACAGACUGUUUGAAAACCA